CCCCAUUCAACCAUUGGUCUUUAAUGUUGGUGUGUUUUUACUACUCUGUUUAGUAAAAUAAAGGGGGGAGUUGCAGUUUACAUGCAGUAAACACCAAAUUGCUGUACAGCUUUUAUUUUUUAUUUUUGUUUUAACACGUUUUGACGGAAUAGAGAAUGCCUAAAAGAAAGAGUGGAGCUGAAGGAGAUGUCAAGGAGGAGCCCCAGAGGAGAUCUGCUAGGUUAUCUUCAAAACCAGCACCUCCUAAGCCAGAACCAAAACCUAAAAAGCCAGCAAAGAAAGAGAAGACGGUAAAUGACAAGAAAGAGGACAAGAAAACUACAACAAAAGGGAAGAAAGGUGCAAAGGCAGAGGCAGAAGCAAAUGAGGAAAACCACUCUGAAAAUGGAGAUACUAAGACAAAUGAGGCUAAAUCUCCUGAAAACUCAGAAGAUAAAGAAGCCAAGUCGGAGUAGCAUCACUAUCCCUCACCUGUUGCUGUUGUGUGGUACCCCAGUGUCCAUAAUGUAUUGUAGACAGAGGAAUAUUUUUAUCAACAAUUUUUUAAAUACCGGUUUUUAGCACAAAGCUAAUUAAGGAAGACCUUGGAGCUUGGGAAUGUCAAAUUUACUUUAAAACAAAAAAGAAAUAAAAUCAAUUUUUAUUUUAAAAUAAAACUUUGUGAUUGUAAUAGUUUGUAUGGAUUAGGGAAGAAAUUACAGUGAUAGGCCUGUCAUGAGUGAACCCCUUGCCUCCCCAAACCCUACCGGUGUCUUUUAAUUCAGUCUUUGAUAUAAGCUUUCCCUUAAAUGUGGACUUUGUUUGUUUCAAAAAGAAAUAUUGCAACCUUUUCAACAUUCCAGGAUGUUUGUAGAGAUUUACCUUUUAAUCAGGUAUAAAUUAAGCUUGAUAAGAACAUGAAAGAUUAAGCUAUAAGGCAGGGGGUGACAAUUUUUUUUUUUAUGAUUACAUAAUAUCAAUUAAAAUAUGCAGCUGUCUGUGUGCUCCCUCUAUUUUAAACAUUUAUUCUGGAUGUAUGUUAAUAAAAUGACUCCUUGAAAUUUUC
Polypterus senegalus (gray bichir) is the source of this 1045-nucleotide messenger RNA. Its product is annotated as non-histone chromosomal protein HMG-14A-like. Gene Ontology annotation, molecular function: nucleosomal DNA binding. NCBI's taxonomy places the organism in Eukaryota, Metazoa, Chordata, Cladistia, Polypteriformes, Polypteridae. Bases 156 to 455 code for a protein of 99 amino acids. Gene Ontology annotation, cellular component: nucleus; chromatin. The record is from RefSeq and is a predicted model, not a curated record. Gene Ontology annotation, biological process: chromatin organization. The transcript has 6 exons.